This is a messenger RNA of Ostrinia nubilalis (European corn borer), 3937 nucleotides long. RefSeq lists its product as uncharacterized. The coding region runs from base 478 to 2916 and encodes 812 amino acids. Gene Ontology annotation, cellular component: nucleus. The record is from RefSeq and is a predicted model, not a curated record. NCBI's taxonomy places the organism in Eukaryota, Metazoa, Arthropoda, Insecta, Lepidoptera, Crambidae. The transcript is spliced from 2 exons. Gene Ontology annotation, molecular function: DNA binding.
UGUGUUACCCCCUGAAUAACUUGGAUUGCUUGCAGAGUCAAUAAAAAGAGGUAAGUGAAGAAUUGGUUCAAAAGUAAUAAUAAAAGUGGGCGGUGCCGACUCGCGUCAAAAUUUGUGAAUGAAAUACCAUUUGACCACGUUUGACCUAGGAGGGAGUUGCGCGAUCGUAGGGCUGUCCAAAAAUUAAAAUAAUAAUAAUUUAUUUAGUUUUGUAUGGGAAAAUAUUUUUUAUUAAAUAUUACGAUAUCCACUUUCUGACACCACUAGGGGAACCUGGGGAGGGUCGAUCCCUAGGGGACACUUGGUAACUUUAUUUAAAAGUUUUACCAAACGUGAUACGUUUUUUUAAGCUGGUAACACUGAUUCCUUCAUUCCUAACUUCACUCUCUAGCAUAGCACUCUUUGACAAAUGUCAGUGGUUUGCAAAUGGCGGACGGCGAAAUAUUCGCGUGGUGUGAUAUUUAAUUUUCGGUAAUAAUGCCGCGAAAAUAUACGACCAAAGAGGGAUCAAAAAAGAGAAAACCGAUAGACAAGGAAAAAUUGAAAAAUGCUGUAGCUGCAGUAUUAGGUGGAAAAACAUUGAAGGGGACUUCAAAGCAAUAUGGUGUCCCUCUAAUGACGUUAAAAAGAUACGCAAGAUUACAAAAAACAUCAAAUGAAGAAAUAAAAUAUGAACCUAACUACAAGCGAUCACAGAUAUUUACAGACGACGAAGAGAAAGAGUUGUCAAUGUAUUUAGAGACAGCUAGUAAGUUGUACCAUGGCCUUACUCCAAAAAAUGUUCGAUGUUUAGCAUAUCAGUUUGUCAAAAUGAACAACAAAAAAUUUCCUGACAAUUGGGAAGUCAAAAAAAAAGCUAGUUAUGAUUGGCUCUGGGGUUUCAUGCAACGCCAUAAAAAUUUAUCACUCAGAAAACCAGAGGCUACAAGCUUAAGCAGAGCAACUAGUUUCAAUAGACACAACGUUAAAGCAUUUUUUGAUAAUUUGAAAAGCCUAAUGGAAAGGUACAACUUUGAUCCACAGCAAAUAUACAACAUAGAUGAAACCGGUGUAACAACGGUCCAUAAACCAAAAAAAAUUGUAGCUUGUCGUGGUCUAAAACAAGUAUCUAAGGUUACAUCUGCUGAAAGAGGAGAGCUUGUCACGGUCUGUUCCGCAAUCAAUGCGAUUGGAAACCAUUUGCCACCGUUCAUGAUAUUCCCCAGAAAAAAUUGGCAAGACAGGAUGCUUGAUAAUGGUCCCCCAGGAACCAGUGGUGCUCCAAAUCCCAGUGGUUGGAUGAAUGCUGUAACAUUCUUACAGUAUUUAAAACACUUUCAGAAACAUGUCCGAUCAUCCAAAGAAAACCCCUCCCUCAUUAUAUUUGAUAACCAUGAAAGCCAUAUUAGCAUAGAUUCCGUUAAAUAUGCCAAAGAGCAUGGGAUUCAUUUGUUAACCAUACCUCCACACACAUCGCAGAAGCUGCAGCCUCUCGACCGCAUUUUAUUCGGAACUCUGAAAUCUUAUUAUGACACAGCCUGCGAUGAUUGGAUGGUUACACAUCCUGGGAGAACAAUCACAAUUUAUGACAUAAGCGGCUUAUUAGGAAGAGCUUAUCCACUAGCUAUGACUCCAAGGAAUAUUACCAAAAGUUUUGAGAUCACUGGAAUUUUCCCUUUGAACGCAGACAUAUUUACAGAUGACGAAUUCUUAUCAUCGUAUGUAACAGAUCGACCUGAAGAGUCACAUGAUAUUAGAGAGAGAGAAUCAUCUGCUUCAACCCUAGAUCAGCAAGACCAUCCAACAGAGCCCCUUAUUGACGGAAAUGCAAGUUCUGUGACUGUCGAUUUGCUGCAACAUGAUACACAAGUUAGGGAAUCAUGUCCACCUAUUGUAUUAUGUGAUUAUUUGCCAGAAUCAUCACAUGCAACUCAAACCUCUCAUACGGCUGUAAGUUCAUCAAUCACUUCUAAUUGUUCGCCUCCACCUCAACAAGACGGGCUCGAGAAGUUACUUACAGAUGCAGAUAAGAAUAGAGAAUCACUUCCUGUUAUUGCAUCAGAGUUGUCACUUUCAGAAGAGAAUUCUGUAGCAGUUGCCACUUACCAAACCCAAAGCUUGACUCAGCAAUCCCUUCGGGCUGUUAAUAAAUUGUCGUCUGCUACUCAGCCUUCAAUAAUUCAAGAUAAUACUAUUCUGGAAAAUACUUUAACUGCAACGGCUGUGGUUAGCUCUGAUGACCUUUUUACUCCUAAUUUAUCUAUACCCGCAAAUAUUUCCAACGUCAGUUCAAAAACACUUUCAACUUAUGUAAGUCCAGUUAUGAUUCGACCGCAUCCCAAGGCUGGACCUAGAAAAAAUACAAAUAAGGGAAGAAAGAAAGGUGCCACAAGAAUAUUGACGGAUACGCCCGAAAAAGACUCCAUAGAAAAAGAGCAUCGUGAAAGAGAAGAAAAGAAACGCAAAAAGUUAGCCACAGCAGUAAAAAGAAAUCUAAACAAGGACAAGAAACAAAAAAGAAAUGUAGAAACGAGUUCUUCCGAUGAAGAAAAUAUAGUCAUGCCACCAUCACCAAAUUCUGAUUAUGUAUUAGAAGAUGAUGAAAAUGAAAAAAGUGAGUCUGAAGAAAAUGACGACGGCGAUGAUGAGGAUGUUCGUAAAGGUGAUUGGGUUGUGGUGAACUUAACAUCUAAAAAAAACUUAGUGCAUCGUUUCGUAGGCCAAGUUAUGAAGGUGUAUUUAGCAAGCUUGGACGUAAAAUUCGCAAAAAAAAUUGACGAAAAAAAGUUUAAAUGGCCUGAAAGAGUUGAUGUUAGUAUGAUAGGAAAGUAUCAAGUGGUAAAAAAGCUUCCUCCGCCCCAAUUCAAAUCAUCUUCAAGACGUGUAGGUGCCUUUGAAUUCCCAAAGUCGCUCAGACAGUUUAAUAUUAAAAAGUAAAAGUUUUUUAAGUCAAGGAUAAUCGUCUCUACCUAGUUUUGUUAUAAAUUUUAGUUAUUAAUAUUUUUUAUAGACCGAUAACAGUUACCACUGUUAAGACUGAUUAAAACGUAUGAGACUGGUUGCUCAAGUACGUAAUUGUUACUUUUGAUAAUAUAGAUUUGUUUUUGUUUUGGUCGAUUUUGAUCUUCGACUGUUUAAGUUUUUGAGAUAAUAAUUCUGAUAGAAGUAAGUCAACUUGUUAAAAUAACCUUUAAAGCUUAUAUAUUUGUAGUUUAAAGCCAAAUGAUAACGAUAAUUAAAAUGGACAUAGUCCUUUAUUAAGACUGAUUGUGAUAGUGUGAAGGACUGGUCAGCUAAUAUUAACGAUUGUUACUACUUACUUGUAGUUAAGCAUAUAGUUUAGAAGAUUAUUUUUCAAUAAUGGUACUAUUUUUUAGAAUUAGUUACAAUAGAAAGAGAAUUUAAUAUUAUUCUAUUAAAAAUAAUUGAAUCUAUAACCGUGAUAAUGAUAAAUGACAAUAAUAUUCGAUUAUUUGAAGGUUGCUUUGUGAUUGUCAAAAUGUCUAUUAUAAAGAUAAGCUUAAUUUUUAGAAGAAACUUUUUGUUUUCAAUUUCUAAUACCGAAUGUUAACUAUUUGGAUAGUAAAAAAAUUAUCACUAAAAAUGUGUUGUUAUUGGAAAAAUAAUACAGUUCCCUAUUUAAUCAUUAAAAGACAUGAAUCACCAUGAAUUUGAUUUCCUCACAAAUUCAUUUCCUAAGGAUUAAGUUAAUGAAUUAAACAGGAAUCAACCCUCUGAAUUUGACAUUCGUGCUAAAAAUCUGUUUACCAUGUGUCCCCAAUCAUGGGUGAUUUGAUCCCUGCGGAUCAAGUUAUCUAACUGGUGGGAAUUAAACUUGUAGCAAUGCUAGGUAUGGUACAUAGCUAUUUGUUGUGUGUUUUUCUAUUUCUAUAUGCUUUGUAGAGUGCAAAUAGAGUUACUUAGUCAAUGAUAAUCAGUCGUGGGGAGACACGGUAAA